Molecule: messenger RNA, 9546 nt
Organism: Epinephelus lanceolatus (giant grouper)
Lineage: Eukaryota; Metazoa; Chordata; Actinopteri; Perciformes; Serranidae
Product: cilia- and flagella-associated protein 47-like
Biological process (GO): cilium assembly; sperm axoneme assembly
Cellular component (GO): cilium
Molecular function (GO): protein binding
Source: RefSeq, a predicted model, not a curated record
AUGGCUGGAAGGUGUGUUCGAGUUGACCCACCGCUCGUCGAGUUCAACGAUGUCAAAGUUGGGCAGGUCUACAAGACAACAGUCACGGCGACAAAUACUGGGAAAGCUUCGAAGAAAAUAAUAAUUGAAAAGACUGCGUCAAAGUUGUUCAAGUUAACAGCAUCCAGUGCAGCCAAGGUGGUGGCUCCUGGUCUGUCUGUAAGUGGCUUGCUGGAGUUUACCCCAGAGAAAGAAGAGGAGGUCAGAGCCUGCCUUCUGAUUCAUAUAGAUGAUGUAGAGACCAUAAAAAUACCAGUGCUGGGGUUUCCCAGGGCUUGUUCCUUCUUAAUGGACUCAGCACUAGACUUUGGGUGUAUUGCUGCAAAUAGUCAGGUGAUCAGCAAACAUCAUCAUAUAACCAAUCAGGGAUCAGCACCAGGUGAGUUUCAGGUGCAGUACAAUGGAGACCCCUCAGUCAGACUCUCGCCCUUCAGUGGAGUCAUAGCACCUGGUGCCACCCAGCGGCUUAAAGUGGAACUGCGCACAGACAGGCCGAGGCAGAUUGAUGAGAAGGCUCUGCUGAAAUUCCAGAAUCACCCUGCUGCAGUUCUCAGUAUAAGGGCUAAGGUGGUGGACCAGCGCCUUGAGGUUUUUGACCUGCAGGGGGCUCCACUGUCCUGUCUGUGGUUUGGACCUGCAUACUUUGGGACGUCCCGUGUGGAGAAUGUGUUUUUGAGAAAUAACGCGCCCACGGCAUGUGACUGGGUCUGCCUGCUCCAGGACACUGCUGCUGGGACUGAGGUGGGAACAGACCUGCAGAAGAGCACAGAUGCCGCCCUGCUGGAGAGAAUGAAGAGGUGCAGUCCAGCCACCCAAGACGUCUCUCAGGUCCUGGUAUGUGUUCCCAAGCAGGGUCAACUUAAACCGUAUGAAAAAACCACUGUGGCAGUGUGCUUCAGCCCCAUCUGUAAGAGAACAAGUGAAGAGAAGAAACAUGACUAUUCAGCUAGCCGGCAAGACUACUGCCUUUUCUUGCUGUUCGAGUCAGUGGGAAGCAGAUAUGGCUUCACUCACCACAAUGGUAACAGCAGUGUGGAGCUGGCAGUGACAGGCUCUGGACUUCCUGUGUCUCUGGUGCCAAGUCCCUCUCAAAGAUUUGAUUUCCUCACCUGUGUGACAGGCCAACGUGUGGACCUGCUGUGUGUUCUGCAGAACCUCUGCCCUCAACUCCCUGUCAACUUCCGCUUCCGCAAGGUAGCACAUUUCACCACCAAGCCCUCCACUGGCACAAUAGCGCCUGGGCAAUGUCAGGAUGUAGUUUUGUCUUUCACCGCACGGCAGCAAGGGAGCUUCCGUGUGUGUCAGACGCUAGAUGUCUUAGGUCAUGUUGUUCAGAGGGGUGGCAAUACUGCUGAAGAUAUUACUGGACUUGAGCUUUGCAGCUUCCACACCCUCACUCUACACCUGUCUGCUGUCUGCCGCAGUGAGACGACACACCCCGUACCCAAACUGAAUCCUGGUAUAACUCCAGCAGUAACCAAUUCAACCGGAUCACUGCCACACAUUCGGUCCAGUGAACUGGCACGUUGUCGUGGGAUGGUGAGUGCUGCCGUCCUCUGUGCUGACAAAACACAAAUCCACCAACAUCACAGGAAGAGGAGUCAGAACACAGAAGGGACGGAGUUCCUGGCUUUUCCUAAUGACCGGGCGACAAGCAUCAGGCCUGCGUCUGCAAACAGACAGUACAGGACGAUCUUCACUGGUGUACACCGCUAUCGCUACGUGGACACUGACUAUGCUUUCACUGAGGAAGAGGAGGAGCAGAGACAGCGCCAUCGACAGGUUUACACAGAUUUCAUCAAACAGCUCAGACAAACACGCCUGCUGAGGAUCAAGGAGAGACAGGAGGAAAAAGCAGAGGACGAAGUGGAUAUUGGGAUUGUUCCUUCUCAAGGGCUUGUUCCACUUACACUCCGCAUCAGCGACCUGGAGAGUAGUAAGAUCUCAGAUACCAAGCCAAACUACAGCUCUGCUUUUCCAGCAGCUAAAAAUUGCUGCCCCAAAGACGUGACAUCAGACACUCAGCAGGCUAACAGUCAGGUAAUAAAUGCAGUUCCUUCUACCAGCCAGGAGGUGGCAGACUGCAACAGGACUCUGACACCUCAGGAGCUCUACCAAGUCGUCAUAGGUCCAUUGUUAGUGGACUUUGGCGAAGUUUGUGUACAGUCAGUGUGUGUUAAGAAGCUGGAGUUGAUCAAUCAUCUGUCAGUGUUCGUGUUGGUGCAGUUGGAGGUGGACUGCUCUGAGCUGCAGGGCUCCUCACCCCUCUCCCACGUCCUUCCACCCCACUCCUUCAACACCCUACCACUGACAUUUCAAAGCAACAAGCUGGGUCACUUCUACAGGCCUGUAUCCUACUCUGUGAACAAGCAACAUCUUGGUCAGAUACUGGUCCAGGCCCAGGUUGUCCCCUUGGCUCUGGAGCUGUCCACCACCCUGCUGGUACUCCGUCCCACCCCCUCUCUGCUUGCCCAAUCAGGAUACAGAAGCUCAGUUACCCUUCGAAACCGGCGUAACCUUGCUGCAGAAUUCACAUGGAGACCAUUGGUCACAGAGAGUGGCAUCCUGUUCUCCGUACGACCAGCUACAGGUACUGUGGAGCCAUACAGGGAAUUAGACUGUGAGGUGGUGUGGCAUCCCUCCUUCUCCUCCCCUUCAGAAGGAGACUUUGACCUCUGUGUCCAUGAGGGUAACAUGCAACGCCUGCACUGUAUUGCUCAGGUUGGGUCUACCAGUGUCCAGCUGGCAGAGAAACAGGUCACAUUUGGAUCAGUGCCUCUCAACAUUCCUUCUGUAAGAACUGUAGUCUUACACAACACUGGACAGAACCAUGCCUACUACCAGGUGCUUGAUAUGUGCCCUCUGCCAGGCAUGGUGGUGAGGCCAUCUGAGGGCGUGGUGCCAAGUGGGGGGCAGGCUGCACUGAAGAUCCACUUCAACCCCAACUCUGUCAUCAAGUUUGACACCAGAGUGGAGAUUGCUCUGAGGAACAUGAAGUCCAUUGAGCUCAGAGUGGGCGGUUCGGUGGAGCCUCCAAAUGUAGACAUCAGUGUGUCCCAUUUCCAGUUUUACGGGGUCCAUGCUGGCUCUCAGCGAGUGAUACCAUUCACUCUGACAAACCACUCAAAAGCUGCAGCCAGGGUUACGUUCGACCUGGCAGAGUACACAGACUUCUCUUUACACCUCCCUCAGCCCUUAGCAAACAAGGAGCUAGGUGUGAGUGUUGUGGAGGUCCAGGGCAAAACCACAAUAGACUGCUCCCUUGUCUUCUCCCCCACCCAGGUGGCCAGUUAUGACUUUGACCUGCCACUGAUGGUCAAUGGAGUGAAAUGGCCCACUACUUCUCUGCCUCCCCUCCCCACUCCAUCCUCUUCGUCCACCCCCUCCUUGCUGUCAGCUGGCAGCAGGAAGCAUGUCGCCAAACCUCUUCACCAGUCUGUCACCAUGGCGACACAACGGUCACAGCGCAUACAGGCCACAGUGCUCUGCGCCCCACUGGAAUUGUCCCCCUCUAGCCUACAGUUCCUCGUGGAACCCCUGGCACCACCCUCUGAUGCUUACACUAAGACAGUGGAGCUUAAAGCAGUGAGUGACGACAGUGUGUUUUGGCGAAGGGGCAUCAGGAAACAUGUAAACUGGUGGUUUGACUGCAGAGCAAUAGCUGCACCAAUAGAGCACAGAAGAGAGAGAGAGCUAUAUGUGAUGUCUCCAUCAUCAGGCAGUCUGCGUCCCGGCCAAUCCAUCUGCUUGAUGGUCAGCAUCAUCCCUGAGGCUAUCACAGCAGGGUCUGGCAAAGUGACCAAACUGUCCCUCCCUCUUUACCUGGGAUACGAGGAAGGGGAGGGUAUAGGACGAGAGCAGGAGCAUCAACCUUACAGACAGCUGUCCAUCACUAUUACCCUCCAGCUCCCCUGUAUCACCAUUCACCCCCCUCAACUUCUGCUUACACCAGUACCCCUGGAAAGCAAUGCAACUGCCACAUUCACCCUGCUGGCCUCAGGAUAUCGUAGUGGAACCAUGGUAUCAGCUGAAGUGGAUGAGGUGGAACUGGAGGAUGGGACAAAGAUACAGCCUGUUUCUGUUAUCUUUCCAGAGGGUAACAGCAUCCCUGUCCAAAACCAGGAUCAGAGACACCCAGUAGGUGUUCAGAACCAGGAGGCCUCUCUAAACUGCAUCGUGUCCUUCAUCUCUGCUGUCCCACUUUCUGUCUGCACCACCAUCACCUUCACUGACCACCUCCACAACAGGUUUAAGGUUAAGAUGUGUGGUAUCGCUGACAACUGUCUGUUAACAGUCUGGCCCUACAUGGCGCUGCACCGCUCCGAGCAACAGAUAGUUCUCAAGACUGGUGCCACAGCUGUUGAGGUGAUCCUUCAACGCUAUCACACACCAAGUCCUACCUCUGGUCCGACUUCAUCAUCUUCUUCGUUUGAUCACAACAGCUCAACAAACAAGAACUCCGGCUCAGACUGUUUUCCAGACAGUGACAGUGUGAGCGGUCAGGCCAGCAGGGACACAGAUGUCUCUCCUAACAGAGACACCCCAGUCAAUCUUGGCGCCCCAGAAUUCCCUGCUGCCAACUCAGAGGAAGGACUAUAUUACCAUAAUGUAUUAUUGGCUGUGGAGAGGUGGUUUAGCCUCUUUGGAUGGCAUAAUAGACCACACCCCAUCUCUGUGCCACACACACUCAGAAGAGUUGUGUCAAAAAUUCAAACAGAUCAUUCCAGUGGACGGGCUUAUCGAGUCAGUCAAAAUAAAGACUCCAGAUCUGUAGUGGACAUGCUUCAUCAUCUCACUGGCAAACAGAUUCCUGGUAUUCCUCGCUGUCAGACGUUUUCUAGUGAUAUAGACCAGCGCAGCAAUCAGCUGCUACAACAGCAUGAAGCUAUGCUUGCUUUUCUCCGGGUGCAAGGAGCCUGCCUUUCUCACAUCAGACCAGAGUACUUGCUAGACAUGCAGGAGUUCAAACACUGGUGCUCUCUGCAGGAAGAAGAGCAUGGUCUGGACUACAGAAUUGUUGACUUUGAGUCUCUGAGCAAGCGAUCCUGGACCGAUGUGCUGCUACAAACAUACAAGGUGCUAGUGUUGUGUCGUGUGACGGAAACUGGUUCAAACAAAACUCUGAACCAUGACGACAUAGAAGGAUUCCUCCCUGUCAGCUCACAGCCACUGGCUAGUAACAUCUAUUCAUCGUGCGAGCUCCAGUUGCUCUCAUGGCUCAACAUGCAUUACCAGAACAUGAGGAACACUGUGUGGGGAACAGGUGGUGUCCCAUCAGCACGCUGGAUAGUGAAUUUCGACCUGGACUUGACAGAUGGACUGGUGCUAGCUGCUCUACUUUCUGCCUACUGCCCUUACCUGAUCUGCAGCCACUUUAGGAGGAUGUACACUACAACUGGCAGCCUGGAACAGAUCCUUCACAACAACAUCAUAGUGGUUCAGGCCUUAACUGCACUUUGUCUCAACCUAAAUGUGCAGCCCACAGAUUUGUCAGAUCCCAAUCCAGUGCAGAUGUUAAUGCUGUGUGUUCACUUGUAUGAGAGGCUGCCUCAGUACCUGCCACUGCACACCAUCACUCUAUCAGGAGGCCUGCACAGCACUUUCAGUAAACAGGUGCGCCUGAAAAGCCCAUCCUCUAAGCCGAUCAAAUACCAGGCCUUCCUUUUAGGAGAGGACGCACAUUUCUUCUGCCUCCCUGAUGGAUCUUCUGUCACCAUUCCUCCAAAGGCGAGCACUGAACUGACUGUCCAGUUCAGCUGCUUCAACAUGCAACCCAUGGAGGCAGUCCUUCUGCUCAUCUCCAGCUCUCCUUUUGGCCUGUGCGGCACCACUCUCACCUUCAAUCUGAAGACCCACGUCAGUCACAUCACACCCACAAACAUUGUCAAGUGCAAGUCUCCAUGUUACCAGCCAAAAGUAAUCAAAGUGCCCAUAACUAAUCCUUUCAGUAAAGAAGCUAAGUUCAGGGUGGUGCUGGUGGAGUCUCCAUUCAACCCAUUGGAGCCUGAAAAGAAAAGUGACAACCUAGUUCAACAGGCCUCCUCCAAAGCCAAUAUCAAGAAGAUGACUUCAGACGAGAGCUGUGGGGAGCACAUGAAAGGGAAGUGCUCAGAUGUCAAUGGUGAUGGCAGUGAGUUCCUGUGUACAGUGAGGAGUGUUUGUCUGAAGCCAAGCCAAGCAGAGACUCUGAACCUCCACUACCUGCCCUUCUGCCCAGGCACCAAGUACUGCUCUGUGCUGCUAGUUUGCCCGCAGGUAGGAGAUAUGGUCUAUAUGGUGAAGGCCACAGCAGAGUUGCCUCUUCCUUCCCCUCUCACUGCCAGGCCCAGUUCUAACAUAGUCUCCAUCCCCAGCAACUCUGACCCAGUUGUGUGUGUGUCAGUACUAAGUCUGCACUGCAGCGUGGGGCAGGUGUGUGAGGAGGUGGUGCGUGUGCCGCUGAUCAAUAUGGGCCGGGAGCAAGCUCUGGCCUUCUGGGGUCAGCGCAGCAUGAGUGCAAAUGAACACAGGAGGCGGAUGCUCACACACACUUUGCAUAGCAGCACCCUGAGGGCAACCACAGCUGCCCAACUUUUGAAAGGCGUUCCCCAGAAUGAAGGGAUUGACUACAGUGUGGAAGUUUCUUUGCCACAAUACUUUGCUUUACCCAGUACUGUUACAAUACCUAUAAAGGAAGACACCAACAUGCCAUGGGAAAAUCCUGCAGAUUGUGGCUGUGUGGACAUCCCACUACGGUUUCAGGCAGACACCGUGGGGCAAUUUACAUGUCAGGUGGUCCUGAGGUCCUGGUGUGAUACCAGGGUCUAUGUGCUAGAGGCACUGGUUACUUCACAGGGAGGAUCCGUCCACUUGGACUUCUGUUCACCUGCUCACCGAUCAGUCACACAGGACAUACCACUGCACAAUAAGACCCACCAAGACUGGAAAAUGCAAGCUGAGGUUUAUGGUGAGGGAUUCUCCGGCCCACCAGUUUUGAAUGUGCCAGCAGGGACAAGAGCUUGCUACCCCCUCACCUUCCACCCUUCUGCACUAUGCAUUGUCACGGGCAAGCUGUCCUUACAUAAUGACUGCGACGGUGCUGAGCACGUGUUUACCUUUAGAGGAGUGGGAGAGCGCCCCCUGCCUGUGGACCAUGUGGUAUUACAUUGCUCUGUAGGUCAAACCAUGCACACACAGAUAGAUGUCCCCAACUACGGCCAGAAAAAACUCACUCUGAAGGUGGUGACAGACCUACCUGAUGUAAGUGGCCCCCCCUCUUUAGAGAUGGAACCUGGCCACAACGCUCCAUACACCUUUGCUGUGUCAUCAUGGAAACGAGGAAAACAGACAGGCUGUUUGUCAUUUAUAGAAAUUGAUGCCAUGCAGGAGGCAGACGAGCACAAAGGAAAUCUACUUGGAUGCUACGAGGUGCAUUUCUCUCUGGAGAUAAUUUGUGAGCCAGCAGUGCCCAUCAAGGUCAUUGAUGUACAGUGUGCUGCUCAGAGCUCAGUUGCCAUAGAGAUCCCUGUCAGAAACCCUCGAGGAGAGCUGCUAAUACUGGAUGUGUACCUGGAAGGAGAUGACCUGAAUGGGGCCAACUGGGUUUCAGUUCCCCCGGGGGGGACUCUUGCCUACAAAGUUAUGUUCUCCCCUGGCAGAGUAGGGAAGAGCACAGGCAGUGUGGUGUUCCAGUCAGAGCUGGUGGGAGAGUUCUGGUAUCAGCUGGAGCUUUAUGCUCUUCCUCCUCCAGUCAUCAUGCUACCACAGGCCUGCUGUCAGCUGGGCAAAUGGACCAGCCUGACCAUUCCCGUGGUUAACCCGACAGCUGAGCCUGUGGAGCUGAUUGUAGCCAACAGUAAUCCCAGAAACUACACACUGGAAAUGGAAUCAGGAAGUAUUCUUAUUAUUGAGCCCCACUCCUCCACCCAGCUUGGUGUCCGUUUUAGUCCUUCAUCCAUUGGAGAGGGGAACCACACGGCAAAGAUCACUUUCAAGUGCCCUCAGUUCCAGGAAUGGUGUGUGUUGUUGAGUGGGUGCGGCCUUAUUCCAGAGAGCGAGGAGCCUCUGAGCAUCUCAUCCCUAAUUGGCUCCAGCGCCUCCAUCACCAUUCCCUUCACAAACCCCACUGAGCUUGUGGUCGUUCUCAGUAUCUCACUCACAGAUGAGGACCCAAAUGGGGCCCCAAACUGCCGUCAGGUCCCUUCAGACAACAAGGUCUUCUCUAUCCCUCUGAGCCACACUGAAGGUCUAAAAAUCUCUGAAGGAGCCAGUUUUGAUGUGCCUGUAGUGUUUACACCUAACUCUGUGGAGCUACAACAGGCCUGGCUCUGCAUCACUAUGAAGCCCUGCAGCACCCCAGGCAACAACAAUACCUUCAGUACAAAUAACCUGAGGUCAAAGCAGGAAUUGUCAACCAUCUGUUGGAUUUACCCUAUCCGUGGAAUUCCCAUGGAGGUGCCUGUUGAGAACUCUCCACUUGGCGUGGUCCACUGUGAAGCAGGCUGCCAGCUGGAAAGGAAGGUGGAUGUACUGCUCACUGGAUGUGUGCCGGGGAAUCAAGACCGGAAAGGACAUAAAGGUUCCUGGGUGAUGGAGGAAGACUUCUUGUGCACGGUUCGUUCAGACAGUGAAACAGAGCGCUCAGAGGUGGAGGACUGCCUUUCUGCUGCCGCAGAGGCAGUGAGGAGGGACCCAGAGACCGGCAUCAUCACACUCACCGUUAAUCUAGUCUACACUCCCCUCAGGCCAUACAGGUGCUCAGCAGUCCUUGCAGUGCAGUGUGAGCCAGGCAGGAUCUGGGAGUUUCCCAUCACUCUCAUCGCCACAGAGCCUCAAGUAGAUGAUGUCAUUCUCACUGAAGCCACUGAGUUGGGCAAGACUUCAGCUGUGGGCUUCCGUCUGACCAGCACCACCAGGAGGCCAGAGCCAUUCACAGCAGCGUUCUUACCAGGCAGCAGCAAUGAGUUCACAGUGACUCCAGCGGCAGGGAUGUUACCUCCUGUUGGUUCUAUUGGAGCCCUCAUCACUGUGUCCUUCACACCUACCACGUACAACAAGCACAGAGCAAGACUAACCAUCCAGGCAGCAGACAUGAAGUGGACCUACGAAGUGAGAGGGAAAACCACUCGUGACUCCCCACCCAUCUGUACCACAUCCAUUAAUGGCAGUUCUUCUGUGCCUCGUUCAACCAAUGAACGGCAACGGAACUUUGUGGCUCGGAACCUUCGGCUUCCCGCCCUGGCUAACUCAUCCCCUCUUAAAGCCUGCAGAUAAUAGACAUCCUCCUUCCCUCAUACAGCUAAGGAUCAUUAAUUUGUCUAACUUCCUUUUUGACUUAUUUAUGUUUGACUUAUAGCCAAAGUUGCUUUUUUUGUCCAGCAACAUGCACCACACAAUGUCACCUUCAAAAAGAUAACUUUUUUUAUUUUGGAAAUGUGUUAAUGGUUUGGUGAAGUGUUAUUUGGACAGUUGAAGAAAAGGAGCAUCAUUUUUGAAAACUCAUAAAUUUGAAAAUAAAAUGUACCCAGU